AUGGAACAACAGGCAGUAAACUCUCUGUUUCACAAGAACAACAAGACAGUUAACUCUCUGUUUUACAAGAACAACAAGACAGUUAACUCUCUGUUUCACAAGAACAACAAGACAGUUAACUCUCUGUUUUACAAGAACAACAAGACAGUUAACUCUCUGUUUCACAAGAACAACAAGACAGUUAACUCUCUGUUUUACAAGAUCAACAAGACAGUUAACUCUCUGUUUCACAAGAACAACAAGACAGUUAACUCUCUGUUUUACAAGAACAACAAGACAGUUAACUCUCUGUUUCACAAGAACAACAAGACAGUUAACUCUCUGUUUUACAAGAACAACAAGGCAGUUAACUCUCUGUUUCACAAGAACAACAAGGCAGUUAACUCUCUGUUUUACAAGAACAACAAGGCAGUUAACUCUCUGUUUCACAAGAACAACAAGGCAGUUAACUCUCUGUUUCACAAGAACAACAAGGCAGUUAACUCUCUGUUUUACAAGAACAACAAGACAGUUAACUCUCUGUUUUACAAGAACAACAAGGCAGUUAACUCUCUGUUUUACAAGAACAACAAGGCAGUUAACUCUCUGUUUUACAAGAACAACAAGGCAGUUAACUCUCUGUUUUACAAGAACAACAAGACAGUUAACUCUCUGUUUUACAAGAACAACAAGACAGUUAACUCUCUGUUUUACAAGAACAACAAGACAGUUAACUCUCUGUUUUACAAGAACAACAAGGCAGUUAACUCUCUGUUUUACAAGAACAACAAGGCAGUUAACUCUCUGUUUUACAAGAACAACAAGGCAGUUAACUCUCUGUUUUACAAGAACAACAAGACAGUUAACUCUCUGUUUUACAAGAACAACAAGACAGUUAACUCUCUGUUUCACAAGAACAACAGGCAGUAA
Messenger RNA from Biomphalaria glabrata, 909 nucleotides. RefSeq lists its product as uncharacterized. The record is from RefSeq and is a predicted model, not a curated record. Bases 1 to 909 code for a protein of 302 amino acids. NCBI's taxonomy places the organism in Eukaryota, Metazoa, Mollusca, Gastropoda, Planorbidae. The transcript has 2 exons.